Messenger RNA from Pezoporus flaviventris, 7815 nucleotides. It is a transcript of the gene ATP9A, whose product is annotated as ATPase phospholipid transporting 9A (putative). Gene Ontology annotation, biological process: endocytosis; phospholipid translocation; retrograde vesicle-mediated transport, Golgi to endoplasmic reticulum. Bases 166 to 3309 code for a protein of 1047 amino acids. The transcript is spliced from 28 exons. Gene Ontology annotation, molecular function: ATP hydrolysis activity; ATP binding; magnesium ion binding. Lineage: Eukaryota; Metazoa; Chordata; Aves; Psittaciformes; Psittacidae. The record is from RefSeq and is a predicted model, not a curated record. Gene Ontology annotation, cellular component: endosome; plasma membrane; trans-Golgi network.
AAGCGAACCGGACCGGGGGCGGAGCGCGGUGGGGCGGCACCUGCGUGCUGGGACCCGGCGGCGCCGAGCCCGGCCCCCUCGGCGGAGCCGCCAGACGGCGGCGGGCCGGGCCGAGGCGCUGCUGGAAAGCGCAUCCCUCCCCGCUCCGCCCCGGCAGCCGCGGCCAUGACCGACAACAUCCCGCUGCAGCCGGUCCGGCAGAAGAAGCGGAUGGACAGCAAGCACCGGAGCGGGUGUUGUCAGUGCUUAAGAUGCUGUGGAAGGAGAGACCCGAGGCCUCGUACAGUUUGGCUUGGCCAUCCAGAGAAGAGAGACCAGAGAUACCCUCGCAAUGUUAUCAACAAUCAAAAGUACAACUUUUUUACGUUUCUCCCUGGGGUGCUGUUCAACCAGUUCAAAUACUUCUUCAACCUUUAUUUCUUGCUUUUGGCCUGCUCUCAAUUUGUCGUUGAAAUGAGGCUUGGCGCACUUUACACAUACUGGGUUCCUCUGGGAUUUGUGCUUGCUGUUACCGUCAUCCGAGAGGCCGCGGAGGAGAUCAGAUGUUACAUGCGCGACAAGGAAGUGAACUCGCAGAUCUACAGCAAGCUCACAGCGAGAGGUACUGUGAAGGUGAAGAGCUCUAAUAUACAAGUAGGUGACCUCAUCAUUGUUGAAAAGAACCAGCGAGUCCCUGCUGACAUGAUCUUCCUGAGGACAUCAGAGAAGAAUGGGUCUUGCUUCCUUCGCACUGACCAGCUGGAUGGUGAGACAGACUGGAAACUACGGCUGCCUGUUACCUGUACUCAGAGGCUGCCAACCGCUUCUGAACUGCUGCAAAUCCGAUCCUACGUAUAUGCGGAAGAACCCAAUAUUGAUAUACAUAACUUCGUGGGGACCUUCACAAGGGAAGACAGUGACCCUCCAGUAAAUGAGAGUUUAAGUAUAGAAAACACCCUGUGGGCUAGCACAGUGAUUGCAUCAGGUACUGUUGUAGGAGUUGUCCUCUACACUGGAAGGGAACUACGCAGUGUGAUGAACACUUCAAACCCAAGAAGUAAGAUUGGUCUUUUUGAUCUGGAAGUGAACUGUCUUACCAAGAUCCUAUUUGGGGCCCUUGUGGUUGUCUCACUUGUCAUGGUGGCCCUUCAGCACUUUGCUGGCCGCUGGUAUCUUCAGAUCAUAAGAUUUCUCCUUCUGUUCUCAAACAUCAUUCCCAUUAGUUUACGUGUGAAUCUGGACAUGGGGAAGAUUGUCUACAGCUGGGUCAUCCGCAGAGAUUCCAAAAUCCCUGGGACUGUGGUUCGGUCCAGCACUAUUCCUGAGCAGCUGGGGAGAAUAUCCUAUUUGCUUACAGACAAAACAGGAACUCUUACACAGAACGAGAUGGUCUUCAAGCGACUUCACCUGGGAACAGUAGCUUAUGGCCUGGACUCCAUGGAUGAAGUACAGAGCCACAUAUUCAGUAUAUAUACACAGCAAUCUCAGGACCCACCUGCUGUGAAGGGCCUUGCCUUGGCCACCAAGGUGCGUAAAACCAUGAGCAGCCGAGUACACGAGGCAGUGAAGGCAAUUGCUCUGUGCCACAACGUGACACCAGUGUACGAGUCCAAUGGAGUGACAGACCAGGCUGAAGCUGAGAGACACUAUGAGGACUCCUGCAGGGUGUACCAGGCCUCCAGUCCUGAUGAGGUGGCCCUGGUACAGUGGACUGAGAGCGUGGGCUUAACACUGGUGGGUAGAGAUCAGUCCUCCGUGCAGCUGAGGACACCGGGUGGCCACAUCCUGAACUUCACCAUCCUCCAGAUCUUCCCCUUCACUUACGAGAGCAAGCGCAUGGGGAUAAUCGUUCGGGAUGAAUCAACAGGAGAGAUCACAUUCUAUAUGAAGGGCGCUGAUGUAGUGAUGGCUGGGAUCGUGCAGUACAAUGACUGGCUGGAGGAGGAGUGUGGUAACAUGGCUCGGGAAGGCCUGAGGGUUCUUGUCGUAGCCAAAAAGUCUCUGACGGAAGAGCAGUAUCAAGACUUUGAAGCACGCUACGUCCAGGCGAAGCUAAGUGUGCAUGACCGCUCCUUGAAGGUAGCCACAGUCAUCGAGAGCCUGGAAAUGGAGAUGGAGCUUCUGUGUCUCACCGGCGUGGAGGAUCAGCUCCAGACGGACGUCAGACCCACUCUGGAGACACUGAGGAAUGCUGGCAUUAAGGUGUGGAUGCUGACAGGGGAUAAGUUGGAGACAGCCACAUGUACGGCCAAGAAUGCACAUUUGGUGACACGGACACAGGACAUCCAUAUAUUCAGGCUAGUGACUAACCGUGGAGAAGCCCAUCUCGAGCUGAACGCCUUCCGCCGGAAGCACGACUGUGCUCUUGUUAUUUCUGGUGACUCGUUGGAGGUGUGUCUGAAAUACUAUGAGUAUGAGUUCAUGGAGCUGGCUUGCCAGUGCCCUGCCGUCGUGUGCUGCAGAUGUGCUCCAACACAGAAGGCCCAGAUUGUGCGAUUGCUCCAGGAAAGGACUGGAAAGCUCACCUGUGCAGUAGGUGAUGGAGGGAAUGAUGUUAGCAUGAUUCAGGAGGCUGACUGUGGUGUUGGAGUUGAAGGAAAGGAAGGAAAACAGGCAUCACUUGCAGCUGAUUUCUCUAUCACUCAGUUUAAACAUCUGGGUCGUUUGCUAAUGGUGCAUGGAAGGAACAGUUACAAACGGUCUGCAGCUCUCAGUCAGUUUGUUAUCCACAGGAGCCUGUGCAUCAGUACAAUGCAGGCUGUUUUCUCAUCAGUAUUUUACUUUGCUUCAGUUCCUCUCUAUCAAGGCUUUCUCAUCAUUGGGUACUCCACAAUUUACACGAUGUUUCCAGUGUUUUCUCUAGUCCUGGACAAGGAUGUUAAAUCUGAAGUUGCAAUGUUGUACCCAGAGCUCUACAAAGAUCUUCUUAAGGGACGACCAUUAUCAUACAAAACUUUUUUAAUAUGGGUCUUAAUAAGCAUCUAUCAAGGCAGCAUCAUCAUGUAUGGAGCACUCCUCCUCUUUGAAUCUGAAUUUGUCCAUAUUGUUGCCAUUUCCUUCACUUCCUUGAUUCUCACUGAGUUAUUGAUGGUGGCGUUGACGAUCCAGACGUGGCACUGGCUCAUGAUAGUGGCUGAGCUGCUUAGUCUCUCCUGCUACAUAGCUUCUCUGGUCUUUCUACAUGAGUUUAUUGAUGUUUACUUCAUUGCGACUUUGUCGUUCUUGUGGAAAGUCACAGUCAUCACUCUGGUGAGCUGUCUUCCCCUCUACGUCCUCAAGUACCUGAGACGAAGGUUUUCUCCCCCCAGCUAUUCGAAGCUCACGUCUUAGGGCUGCUCUCCUUGCACACCAGAGGCAAAUAUUGCACAUGGCUGAGAGACAAAAUCAUGUAGUUGUUACUAUAAUGAAUGUCUGAUAUUUGCAUAAGGAUCAUGUGGUAAUCUCUAUUACAUGCUGCUUUAUUGAAAAAGACUUCACAACUGCUGUGAACGGAAACCUAAUGAUAAAAGGGAGUUUUCUGAGGGUGGAGGCACUUGUUAGUUCAUCCAGUCCUUACUGCUUUUGUUCAACUUAACUGGGGUCAAAUGCAUGUAACUGUGAUGAUGGGCUUCUCAUGCAUGGUUAAAAGUGUCUGAAAGCUGCUAACUGACCUCAGAAUUCGCAUUUGAGAAAUUUGUUCCUUUUUUAAGUAUCUGUGCUGUUCCUUGCAUUGUGUUAUGUUAUUUUAUAUUAUUUAUCUUUUCGGUUCAAGUAGUUACAUUCUUCUUGCAUCUUGGAAAUCCCUUAAUGUAGGUGACGCACUAUACUGCUGACAGCUGAUUCCUGAUUUAUGGCAUGCUGUUUCCAUAAUGGGGCUCCAGCAUGUCGGAUCUACACACACUUGAGAAUCUGAGCGUGUUUGAGAUCUUCCUUCAGUUGAAAUGUGGUCACCCUAGUGAUUUUGGAGGUAUACAGGCAUUAAUAAAUACAGAGAAAUGCUAGUCCAAAAUGAAGAAAUUCAGUUUUGUUUAGCUUUUGUGCUUCCUGUUAAAAGGAGCUGGUGAUAUAAUAGCUUUACUUGGUGUUUAUUUGUAUAGGAGAAAAUUAUCUAAACUAAGGCAAAUCCUCUUUGGGAAAGAAACUUGCAGUUGAUCAGACUUGAAAUGUGUUGACAACGUGAGAAGAGACUCGUACUGUUCUGCAGACAAUGUGGCAGUCGUGUCUUGAAUCCUUGGAGACUGAAAGGAGAGGUCACAGAGCUGCUACUCCUCACAGCUACAUGAAAUCUGUUUCCUGUUAGGAUGAAACUGUGAAGAUGAGCUGCAAAUAAGCUGAGGCACUCCUAGGUGGAUGUUGUUCAUGACAUACUCCCUGCAGAGAGGCAGUUUUUUUACUUGCUUUGCAGUUUUGCACUUGCUUUGCUCUAAAAACUGAACUUGAAUCACAGAAGUGGGAUUCAUAUGAAGGUAUUAAGCUCAUGUACCGAGCAAUUUUAUGAAUUUAUUUUUCAUUUUCAAAAAUUAAACUCAGUGAGUUCUGUUUUUAUAAUAAGCUUCGGUCCACGCUAUAAUACCAUGAGGAGAGCAACACGUACGUAGGCUGCUCAGGAGAAGGACGGAGUUAUGGGAGCCUUUUGCAAUUGGGCCCAUGCAUCAAACACGUAUGAGCUUUUAGUGGCAGACAUCUUCAUCUAAUGGCUGUUUAGUCUGUGCUAAAUUAGUUGCUUGCUGUCUCAUUCCCGCAUCAUAAAAAGCACUGUUGGAGCUGGCACUGUUUGGCACCGUUGUUGGUCGACUGCAUGGAGGGACCAGGAAUGGCAGAGCCCGGGGCCUGAGCUCCCCUCUCGUUUCUCAAGGCAGCUCUUCCAGGCCAGGACAGUCAUGCUGGUGAGAGGAGCCAAAGCUCCAUGGUCAUCUGUGUGCCAUGCUGAACCUCUUUAAUGGGCUGCCAGCUUCCAUUGCUAUUGCUACAGGCGCUCCGCUGUCGCAAGCAGCACAAUGCUGCAUUAAAAAGUCUGAUGUGAAAAUCUGUGGAAAAUGGGAGUGUUGUUUUAAAAGAGCUGGAGUCUGUGUUGACCCAGAGUGGGUAUGGCUUGAAUUUUCAGAUCUAAGAUAGCCGCGGCUUAUGUGGUCAAUGUGUGGUAAUUGCUCCGGGGGAUGUUUUGCACAACCUGACCUGCCUUGCUUGAUCUUGGAUCCUGCAAGUAAAUAUCAAAGAGGAGGGAAGCAAGUUCCAGAAGAUUUAGAGACAAAUUAGAUGUGCUUCUUAAUGUGUGUGGCGCGGGGGAGAGGAAGGUACAAGUCCUUAUGACCUUUUUGUUGUUUCAUGUAGUGGAAGCCCUCCUAAUUCAGAAAAUUACGUUUCAGGAUCCUUCAGGAGUAAGAACAGCAAAUGCUCUGCAAUCUUAACUCGCUGGUUUUUCUUUUGUGCCGCUCUUCUGAUAGGUGCUUGUCUGAAGUCCUGAUACAUAGCAACCACCUUCAGAAACAACCUGCAGCCUAAGGAAAGCUAAUUCUUAGUAUUGACUUUUGUAUAAAAUAUGCCUCUUUUCUUGUCUUCUUCCCGCUCCUAAAAAUGACAAUAUGCAUUUCUGCUUGACACACGUGUUCAUGUGGGCCCCAGAAGUCCAAUAUUCCCAGUGAUUUGUCUCACAGAGGAAAAGCGGUGCCUGGACAGCCCAUUUGCUUGGGGAGUUGGGCUAGCAGCCUUUUGUGAAUUAUGCCACUUUGCCAAAAGGAUACUUAAUGUUGUCUUUAGUAUGACUUGCUCCAGCUCCUGCAUAGUGUCAGCCAUGCAGGUGCUCUGGAGUUCCUCAGUCAGCAUUUGGUUUAAGCAGAUUUAAAUACAAGAAUCAAGAAUUUCUUUUGGCUACUCCCUGUGGCUAAGAAGUCAAGUCCCUCUUGACUGUUGGCAGACACAUUGCAGUACACAUCUUUGUAAAACCCUGUCCCUAUCCAGUGUGUAUUAGGAGUUAAAUGUCCUGCAAGAAUAACAGUGCCAUGCUACUGUAUGUAAAUAUUUGAGAUGUAUAGAUGGUAGAAUUCACUGUCUCCUGAAGUCAAUACAGUUUACACUGAGUGGACCAUAUUUGCAAAAUAUUAGCUUACACCAAGAAAGGGAGAGAAUUGUGAUUUCAUUUAUAUUUAUUGAAUCAUAACUAUAAAAAGGAACUCAUAUUUAGUGAAUAGGUAGUAAUGUAUAGCUGUGUUUUGGGGUGCGAAUGUUCCUUUGCAGGUAGUUUUUUGCACAAGAUUGUAAAUCCAGGAGGUAAUUUCUGUCUGGGUGUACACUGCAUCUUUUUAAAGCAAUUGGAAAAUUGAAACUGCCAUUUAACAAACAGCAGGAAAGAGGAAUGAUUGUUGUAUUUUUCAAGUUUAGCACUUUAUGUCUGCAAUCUAUUUCUCUUAAGUUAUUUAAAAAAUGUUUUUAAAAGCAAAGUUUAAUACAUAUGUUCAUACUUACUGUACAUUGAAUAAAUGGAUUCUCUGCUGGAAAUAGAAUCUUUUUCUUCUAGUAAGCUCCUAAUUUGUGCUUUUUGGGAGUGAAGCAUUGCUUUCUUCUAUGUAGUAUCUUGUUUGUAGCCUUACUUAGUAUUCUUCCUAUUCCUUUUUUUGUUCUGGUUUACGUACUGUAGCAGUUCAUGUAACCUGUGUGCUUUGGGACUGUGCUCCAAGUGAUGCUGUAGGAUAGCAGUGUAUGUCUCUCUUGCUUCCCAUGGAUGCUUAGGGAAGCCCAUGCUCCGUGCUGUGCUGCUGCAGUGGUUAGUUAUCGUGGAGGUUUUGUGACAUGCACUGUUUUCUUCUUGCAUCUCAGCAGUAAUUCAGAUGCGUUGUAACCCUCUUGUUUUAUUUUUUUUCCUUUAACUAUAUUUGUUUCCUCCAUAGAGCUUGUCCUGUUUAUCUUGCAAACAUUCAUUUUGCUCAGCUUAUAAUGCAACAUUCUUUGUUCAACAGCAGCAGCUUAAAUCUCUGCAGGGUCUUACCAGAACUGGGCUGAGGAGUGAUAAGUGACAUCUCUGGUGUCCCCUUGGUGUUGAGAACUAUGUGAUGAGAGCUACAGCUGUGGCUGGACCAAACAGCAGCACCAAAGGUGUUGUUUUAAUGUGGUCUACUGUCCUGUCACAACUAAACACUAUGACAUCCUCAUCCUCUGCAAUUGCUGAGGAAGAAUUUGCUAUAGUUGAGCUGUUUGUCAGGGAGGCGCAGAACAUUAGAUUUGUGAAGCCCUAAAGCUUGUCUUCUGGGUUUGUCUUUUAAAGAAAGCUGCUGCACCAUCUGAUGCAUCAUAAAUCCUUGGUUUGCAGAAGCAGUGCUCUAAACCAGGUAUGUGAGCUGCCACUGCCUGCGGCUCACCAUCACAAGUUCUUUGGACACCACUGUUUGGAUGGGGUUUGACUCAUCUCCACAGUUGCUGAUGCCAGUGCAGUGCCCAUUAAAAUCUUCAGUGUGAGCUGAAUGGGCUUUCAUUUAUUAUUAUUUCAUAAUUAAUAAACUCUGAUUUGCAUGAAAUCCUGGGUUCUACAGCUUUGCCAAUAUGGUCCAUUACUACUGCCUACUACAACCUGUGUACUUAUAUGCCUUUGAGAACAUUUUUAAUUGUUACAACUGUUAAAAAAAUGUUAAUUUCAUUUUUAAUUGGGGAAAUGGAUUAUGGUGUCAAAAUUAUAUUUACUGUAAUGCCAGUGUUUUGUACCUGUCAUCUAGUUAAACAAUGUGUACAUACUCUUGAUUCAAGAGAAAUAUGAAUGCCAAUUAUUUAUUGUUCUGUGGAGUUAUAUGUUGCAGAUGUGUAAGAUCUUAAAAGGGAAUGUUGUAAAACAAGGUGGAAAAAUAAAUUUUAUGCAACUUCUUUACUUCA